This is a messenger RNA of Cheilinus undulatus (humphead wrasse), 1656 nucleotides long. It is a transcript of the gene cd9a, whose product is annotated as CD9 molecule a. The record is from RefSeq and is a predicted model, not a curated record. The transcript is spliced from 8 exons. Gene Ontology annotation, cellular component: membrane. The coding region runs from base 140 to 826 and encodes 228 amino acids. Lineage: Eukaryota; Metazoa; Chordata; Actinopteri; Labriformes; Labridae.
CGCGCGUAUCAGAGCCAGCGCGUCGGCAAAUAACCUCAUUCUACAUACUGACUGUUAUUUAGAAGGUCUUCUCCUCUCAUCUACCGUCGGUUUAAAUAAGUCACACAGAAGAAGAGUGAUCCACAGACCAACUACCGCCAUGGCUGCGCUUUCCGGAGGAGAGACGUGCAUCAAAUACCUGAUGUUCACGUUCAAUCUAGUCUUUUGGCUUGCAGGUACCGCUGUCUUUGCUAUAGGCCUGUGGCUGAGAUUUGACCCUAAAACCAAAGGCUUGUUUGAAGGACCUGACUCUCCCUAUGUGUUUUACACAGGUGUGUAUAUCCUGAUAGGAGCAGGAGCUCUGAUGAUGGUGGUGGGUUUCCUUGGAUGUUGUGGGGCCAUUCAGGAAUCCCCCUGUAUGCUGGGACUGUUUUUCUUCUUCCUGCUCAUCAUAUUUGCUAUUGAGGUGGCAGCUGGUAUCUGGGGAUUCUCCAACCAAAGCCAGGUGGUGAAUGACAUCACAACAUUUUACCUGCAAACCCACAAAAACUACCUGGAAACACAAGACCAGCGCCUCAGAGAGACACUGAUUGUGAUUCAAAAAGGGCUGAACUGUUGUGGUCCAUCAAAUAAACCAGAAGACGCUGCCAAGGAAACGUGCCCCCAGCGAGAGCUGCUUGAAGACCUCAUUACUAAGAGCUGCCCCGAUGCCAUUGAUGAGGUCUUUGACUCCAAGCUGCACAUCAUCGGAGGAGUGGGCGUCACUAUUGGUGUUGUUAUGGUGUUCGGGAUGAUCUUUAGCAUGCUCCUGUGCUGCGCCAUCAGGAAGUCUCGGGAGGUGGUGUGACAUCUGCCCUCACAUUCUUUAGCCCUUUUAAUGUUGCAUGAUGUCAUUCCUAGAGUCACGUGACUCUCCACUGCCAAUAGAGACACUGCUUACCCAAGAAUGGAAACCUGAGAUAAGCUGGGUGCAGACAUUUCUGACUAUUACAUUAUACAUUAUCAAUAACUGUGCUGCUGACACUUAGAGCCACCUUACUGGACUAUGUACAUGCAAUGUGGUUAUAUGGCCCAACUAUAACAUGGGUGUCAUCUGUGCUUCAAUGACUAUGUAGUACGGAGAUGUGUAAUUUUGUGGUCAUUUGAUUGAAAAUAGUACCUGUGAACUUCAAAUUAUAUAGACUAAAGAUCGUGUUAUUGUGUACUGGUCACAUUUUGCACCUCUUGGCGGGAAUAGUCACAGACCAGGGCCAUCCAAAACACACAAUCACUUUAGCACAGUACAACAACCAAUGCAACUUCAUUCGCAACUCUUUUCUUAAAGACACAGAAAUCAAACAGCAGUGACUAGUAGCCAAUUCAGUGCUGGGCUGUGAACUAUUUAUUUUUUCAGCUUGGUAUUAGGGUUGCAUUUUGUUUUCUCAUUGUGUAAAUUGUUUUUUCUCUUUCAUUUCAUUCUCUUAACAUGCCCUUUACAAAAUCGCCUUUAAUUCUGUCACUUUUUUUAAUGUGUUUUUUUAUAUGUAAAAAGAAAAUGGCACUUAGCUCGUUGUUUGCUACAUUGGUUCGAUGAUGUGUUUUAUAAUGUCAUUAUCAUUUGAAAGAGACUGGAUUGAUUUAUACCAUAUGCACUAUGUUUUACAGAGACAACCAAAUAAAGUUAACAUACUGCGUGGA